Messenger RNA from Annulohypoxylon truncatum, 724 nucleotides. RefSeq lists its product as uncharacterized. Lineage: Eukaryota; Fungi; Ascomycota; Sordariomycetes; Xylariales; Hypoxylaceae. The transcript has 2 exons. The coding region runs from base 66 to 545 and encodes 159 amino acids. The record is from RefSeq and is a predicted model, not a curated record.
AGCUGUGCUCAUAUUAUAUUCUAAUAUUUUAAUUAUUCAACACUCUCUACACCUACCUAUUCAAAAUGAAGGCCUCUACCAUCUUCGUCAGCGCUCUUGCCGCUUUCGCCACCGCUGCCCCUACCAGCACCACCACCACCCCUGAGAAGCGUGCCAGCGUUGAUCUUGCUUCUUUCAACAACUUCAACUUCGGCAACCAGGACCUCCAGUACCUGCUCGCCGUCAACGGCUUCAACAUGCAGGCCUUCGCCCAGCUGUCUGCCUUCAACAACCUCAACAUUGGUGGCUUCCAGAGCCUGUUCGUCGGCAACACCUUCGACAUCAACGCCCUGCUCCAGCUCCAGCAGAUUGCUCUCCUGGCUCAGCUCGGUGGCCUCGGUGUCUUCGGCAACUUCGACCUCAGCGCUAUCCAGCUCAACGUUUUCGACCUUGGUCUCCUUGGUAACAUCGGCAGCUUCGAUGUCUCUACUCUCGUCCAGCAGAGCCUUGUUCCUCAGCUCCAGACCGUCAUCCAACAGACCCAAAUAAGCGCUGUUGUCCUAUAAACGAUCUCAUGAUCUACUAGGGCACACCUCAUCUCAGGGCACCUAUAAUGCAGUGAGCGAGUCUACCUUACAAGGACACGAUUCAGUGCGGGGAUGAGAAGGGGAGCAGAUUGGGAAAUAUCCCUGUAUUUUUCUUAUUUUAUGUCAACUGCCGUUGUUUCCUCGCCGGCAAGAUAAUA